Miscanthus lutarioriparius is the source of this 2361-nucleotide messenger RNA. Lineage: Eukaryota; Viridiplantae; Streptophyta; Magnoliopsida; Poales; Poaceae. The record is from the annotation of a GenBank genome assembly.
AUGGCCAACAGCGAGUAUGAGUACGUGAAGAGGGAGUUCGAGUUUGAUCGCUGCCUCCCGCCCUCUAACUGGAUCGUUGUCCGCAUCGACGGCUGCCACUUCCACAGGUUCUCCAAGAUUCACGCCUUUGAGAAACCGAACGAUGAGAACGCUCUAAGAUUAAUGAAUGCUUGUGCCACUGCUGUGCUUGAGAAAUUCCCUGACAUAGUCUUUGCUUAUGGUGUUAGUGAUGAGUACAGUUUCAUUUUUAGAGAGGAAACAGAGUUCUAUCACCGGCGAGAAAGCAAAAUUCUCUCUUUAUGUGUUUCCUACUUCACUUCUGUGUACGUAAUGAAGUGGAAAGACUUAUUUCCCAACAAAGAGCUGAAGGAGCCACCAUAUUUUGAUGCUCGAGCUGUAUGUUACCCAAAUUUGAAGACUAUUCGUGAUUAUUUGGCUUGGAGACAAGUGGACUGUCAUAUAAAUAAUCAGUACAAUACCUGCUUCUGGAUGUUGGUGAAGUCUGGAAAAAGUGAACAAGAGGCUCAGCUAGCUUUGAAGGUAGAAACAACUGUGAAGAUUGAUGACUAUGGGGAACCCAUAAAAAGACCAAGAUUGCAAGUUACAGUGGCGCAUGUUGAUAUCAUAGGGCCUGAGUUUUGGGAAAACCAUCAACACAUUUUUCGAGAAGGAAAAAUUUUGCAUUGGUUUGUAAAGAAAUCUGGCAUCAAUCACAUCUUUUGUCCUUGUAAUUGGAUCGUUGUUCGCAUCAAUGCUUGCCAAUUUGAUCAAUUCUCAACAAUUCAUUCAUUUGACAAGCCAAAUGAUGAGACUGCACUAAGGCUGAUGAAUGAAUCUGCAUCUUUGAUGAUGGAGCAAUACCCUGACAUCGUAUUUGCCUAUGGUUUUAGCAAUGAGUAUAGUUUUGUGUUCCAUGAGAAGAGUGAGCUAUAUCAGAGACAGGAAAGCCUAAUCCUUUCAUCAUGUUCUUCAUAUUUCACUUCUCUUUACAUGAUGAAAUGGCAAGAGUUCUUCCCCCAGAAAGAAUUAAUGCAGACACCACGUUUUGAGGCAGAAGCUCUAUGUCAUCCAAAACUGAAGAUCGUAUGUGAAUACUUGUCAUGGAGGCAAGCAGAGUGUCAUGCUGGCAACCAAUACAAUACAUGCUUUUGGAUGCUAGUUAAAUCUGGAAAAAGCGAAAAAGAAGCCCAUGAGAUAUUGAAGGGAACAUUGUCUAAAGAUAAAAAUGAGUUGCUUUUUCAGCAAUUCCAAAUGAACUAUAACAAUGAACCUGCUAUGUUCCGAAAGGGUUCAUGUAUUUAUCGGCAAAAGGAGAGGAACCAUCGGGUAUUCGAAAACACUCAGCUCAGGCCGACGCAGUUAGCUGAACUCAUCCUUCAGGAGGCCAACGAUUGGUUAGCAGCGGGAAAGUUUGCUGCUUGUGUGGUUUUGAUGCAUUAUGAACUGCGGUCGUGGUCUCAGUGGACUCCCGAGAAGAGGAAGUGGUUGAGAUAUGGGCAACUCUUGCAGUGGAUUCCCAAGCAAAGGAACUGGCGCCUGAAAGUGACCCCAAUGCAUAAAAAAUCUGGUACUAAAAUUCCAUAUGUAGCUCUUAGUCUUACUCUAAGCCGAAGCAGCUUGAAGCCAGGUUACGUCAUGCAUGCUGUAUUCGAGCUAUCUAUAUACAAUCACUCAAUUGGGUCAUAUUGUGGAUGCAAAGCUAGGUACAACUUCGAUGUCAAGAAGUUUCAUUCGAAGAAGAAAUGCCUGAUUACUGUUGAAGAACUACUGAAAUCAGCUGAUUUUCUGAUCGAUGAUAGCUGUGUCUUUGGUGUGAGGAUAUUACAAGCAGAUGUCUCUCCUAAAAACAGCCUUGCUGUGGCUCCAGAUAAUACUAUCACAAUUUGGGAACUGUUUCUGCAGAAGAAGGAAUUCAUCAAAGGAAAUUACACCUGGAACGUGAACAACUUCCUUGCCUUGAAGGACUCAGUCCUUUCUCCCGCAUUUGAAGCCAGUGGGCACAAAUGGCACAUCCGGAUGCAUCCACUCGGUAACCAAUACAGCACAGAUUCACUUUCCAUGUACCUGGUAAUGCAUGACCCGGCUAAGCUUUCUCAUGAGUCCGGGAAGAUGUUUGAAGUGACCCUGUCCAUCCUGAACCAAGAGCAGGGACAACACUACAGCCGUGCAGGUCGCUUUGUAUUCAAUGGAAAUCUUGGAUGGGGAUGGGCAGACUUCAUUCCACUCAAGAUACUGAAGGACCCUUCCAAAGGCUACCUCGUGGGAUCAAAGUUGAGUGUGAAGGCGGACAUCAUUUGCAUUGGGUCAUCCAACGAUGUUCAGACACCACUUGUUGCAUCUCUCUUGAAGGACGAGAAGUAA